Messenger RNA from Stereum hirsutum FP-91666 SS1, 4176 nucleotides. Its product is annotated as P-loop containing nucleoside triphosphate hydrolase protein. Gene Ontology annotation, cellular component: fungal-type vacuole; membrane. The annotation marks the transcript as partial. Gene Ontology annotation, biological process: transmembrane transport. Lineage: Eukaryota; Fungi; Basidiomycota; Agaricomycetes; Russulales; Stereaceae. Gene Ontology annotation, molecular function: ABC-type peptide transporter activity; ATP hydrolysis activity; ATP binding. The record is from RefSeq and is a predicted model, not a curated record. The transcript is spliced from 37 exons.
AUAUAUGCCCUCGGCCUAUCCAUCAUCUCGAUAGUUGGUGGGACGAAAUUGCAGGCCACAAUCUCUAUCAACUUGACCAUUAUCCUUGUGGUCGCCUUUUUUAUUUCUGCUCACCGCACUCUGUGGCCCUUUAUACUCACGCAUCCAUCAUCAACGCCGAUGCCAGGCGUGCUACAGUGGAUAGAGACGGCCUUGCUGCUCUUCUCGGGUAUUCUAUUGCCGCUCCUCUCGCCUAGGCAAUAUAUUCCUUUCGAUCCAAAGGAGCCCGUUUCUACGCCCAAUUUCGAACAAACCUCGUCCAUUUUGUCCCUUCUUACGUACCACUUCCUUGACUCGAUCAUCUGGAAGGGCUAUCUCAAUCCCAAAAUCUCAUAUGACGAACUGCCUCCUCUAUCCGAUUAUGAUGACGCAAGGAAUCUGUUGAAACGAGCGAGCUUGGUAUCCAUCAUAAAGUCUCCCCCGCUAUGGUCCUCCCUAUUCUCAAUGAUGUCACUCACAGAGUACGAAUACAUCGAGAUGGCGGUCUUACUCGUCCUCGGAGCUGCCUUCAUGGUCCUCAACCCCUUAGCUAUCCAACAACUUCUCUCAUCCUUGGAGAGGCACGACAAGGACUUGGGCGUGAAGACUUGGGUCUGGAUCGUCCUACUAUUCGUAGCUCCGACCUGCUCUUCGAUCGUGCUCGAGCGAAACCUCUUUGUUGGAACUACGACCUUGGUCCAAAUGGAGUCGAUACUCACGCAGUUAAUGUACAAACAUACGCUCCGCAUCCGGGCCCAAGCGGACGCGUCUCCUUCAUCAGAACCAUCUGCUGCGGGCUCUUCGAAAGGACGUCCGGACGGUAGUCCUCACGGCCAGAAUAUCCAAGGACGGAUCAAUAAUCUUGUUAUGACGGAUAUGGUGACCAUUGCGCCUGGAAGAGUCAUGACGAUCCUUUUAUGGACACCGUCUUUGGUGGUAUUGAGCGUCUGGUUCCUAUACGGGGCGUUGGGCUGGAGUGCAUUCGUCGGCAUUGCUGUCAUGAUCACACUUAUUCUGGUCCCGGGAAACGUAGCGAAGGUGCUGCAGAGCACUGAGCGGGAGCUUAUGAAGAAGACGGAUGCUCGUAUUCAAACCAUCACGGAAACAUUGAACAUCCUGCGUAUGAUCAAGCUCUUUGGAUGGGAGUCGAAGAUCAACGAACGCAUCUCUGACAAACGUACCGACGAGCUCCGGCUGAUUAGGAGAGGACAGCUACUUGCGUUGGUCAGCAGGAGUCUCAACUAUAUCAUCCCUCCGUUGACGAUGAUCGCGACAUAUUCAAUCUACGUGAGUCUUCCACCGACCCGAUUGUGCAACAACUCCAUAAUGUUUUCCUUUCCGUUCGAUAUCCUUCGGGAACAGCUGAACCAGAUCUUUUGGAUGGGACCAAAGUUAAUCGCAGGCAAAGUGUCCUUGGAUCGUCUUAACAAUUUUCUCCACGAUACGAGCCUCUUAGGGAGAUCCACCAAUGUCGGGGCUACAAACGCUAUGCGAGCUCCCAAGGACGACGUGAUCGGUUUCAAUGCGGUGACUGUCUGUUGGGGAGAUAGCCAAAAUAUUGACCACCCAGUAACGCCAAGAAACGGGGAUUUCGCACUUCGGAUAGAGCAGGAGUUGAUGUUCAAGAAGGGUGUGAUUAAUCUAAUUACUGGCCCCACAGGAUCUGGUAAAACAUCCCUCCUCAUGGCUUUCCUUGGCGAAAUGCGCUGCAUCCCUAUGACUCCAGCUUCCUGGUUCAACCUUCCUCGCGAUGGAGGUGUGGGGUACGCCGCGCAAGAGCCGUGGAUUCAGAAUAUGACGAUAACGGAUAACAUCUUAUUUGGAUCCCCUUACGACGACGCACGCUACAGGCAAGUAAUCCAACAGUGCGCCUUGGAACAAGAUUUGAGGCUAUUCGAAGCGGGUGAUAUGACAGAAGUAGGUGAGAAGGGGUUGACACUGAGUGGUGGUCAAAAGGCCCGCUUGAGUCUCGCCCGUGCGAUUUACUCAAACGCAGAGAUCCUACUUCUCGACGAUAUCUUCGCAGCUCUGGAUGUCCAUACUUCACGAUGGAUUGUCGACAAGUGUCUCAGAGGCUCUAUGGUACGAGGGCGUACAGUGUUACUUGUGACCCACAAUGUAGAUAUUGCGAAGCCUAUCGCUGAUUUCGUGGUCACUCUUGGCGCGAAUGGAACUACUUCGUCAUAUGACACUGUGCCGGAAGCGUCGAAAUACCAACAUGAUCACUUGGAGGGGACCAUUCAUGCAGAGAGCUCGACUCAUACCUUUCCAGAUAACAAUGAACACACAAAGGUUCAAACGGAACAAACGAUCCUGAAUCCGAUCUCGGAUGGUACGCUGAUAAAGGAGGAGGAGGUUGGUGUGGGACAUGUCAGUUGGUCUGCGCUGAGGCUGUACUUUGCCAGCCUCGGUGAACAAUGGAACGUAAUUUUUUGGCCCAUCUUCUUCAUCGUCGUGCUGGUGAAGCACCUUGCCGCCACGGCUGAGACGUGGUCACUUGGGUACUGGUCCCGGCAGUAUGAGACACAACCUGCUUCUGAAGUCAAUAUCAUCCGCUACCUCUCCCUAUAUAUUAUUUUGGUGGCCGCUGCUCUGGUCUCUUUCAUCGGAGCGAAUCUCCUAUUCAUCCUUGGGUCUCUUCAUGGGUCGAAGUCUAUUCACCGCCGCCUUCUCAAUUCGAUCUUAGGGGCAACGUAUCAGUGGUUAGAUGUUACCCCCGUCUCUAGAGUCAUUACUCGUUGUACCCAGGACAUACGAGCGAUCGACAGACCCAUCCCGGAGAUGUUCCUCCAGCUCACCGAGAUGACCUUCUCGCUCAUGACGAAGCUCGGUACCGUCGUAUUCCUCACUCCAGUAUUUAUCUACCCAGGGAUUCUUGUCUUUAUCCUCGGUGGAUUAUGCGGAAAACUAUAUAUUGGAUCACAGCUCGCUAUCAAGCGACAACAAAACGUCACCAAAGCCCCAAUCCUAGCGCAUUUCAGUGAGACGCUGUCUGGAUUGGCCUCGGUUCGGGCUUAUGGAGCAGAAUCUGCGUUCAUCAAGGAGCUGCAGCGACGAUCAGACAGGUACACCCGAGCGUCCAGAACUUUCUACAACCUCAAUAGAUGGAUUUCGUUCCAUAUGCAAACACUCGGUGCAUUGUUCCUGACAGGCAUUGCGGCUUACCUUGUCUACGUUCCGCGCCAUGGGGAUAAACAGGCGUCCUACACUGGCUUUUCCCUGAAUAUGGCCGCUGGAUUCAGCUCGCUGAUUCUCUGGUGGGUGAAAGCCUUGAAUGAGUUCGAGAUCCAAGGUAACAGCGUGGAGCGUAUAGCACAAUAUGUGGCCAUUAAACAAGAGCCACAACCUACGGAAGGCGGUACUCCCCCUGCAUAUUGGCCCUCCAGCGGUGAUCUUAGGGUGGAUAAAGUGACAGCCCGAUAUUCCGUAGAUGGGCCUGCGGUACUGAAGGAGAUUUCGUUCCAUAUCAAGUCUGGCGAGCGUAUCGGCAUUGUCGGGCGCACUGGAAGCGGGAAGAGUUCCUUAACACUGUCACUCCUGCGAUGCAUAGUGACCGAAGGAGAUAUAUAUUACGACGGCCUUUCGACUAGCUCCGUCAAUCUGGACGCCCUUCGAUCCAACAUCACUAUCAUUCCACAAGUGCCCGAGCUCUUGCGGGGAACACUGAGAGAGAACCUUGAUCCCUUCGGUGAGCACAGUGACGCUAGAUUGAACUCGGCCUUGCGCGCUUCUGGGUUCUGCUCUCUUCAUGCCCAUGAACGAGAAAGGCAUUUUGGUUUGGAUACACAUAUAUCCGGUGCAGGAGCCAACUUGUCAAUCGGCCAAAGGCAGAUUCUCGCUCUCGCUCGUGCCUUCUUGAGAGGUAGCAAGCUGUUCAUUCUGGAUGAGGCUACAUCCGCCAUUGACUACGAGACCGACAAUGUGAUCCAGAAGUCACUUCGAACGGAGUUGCCAAAAGAUGUCACCGUUAUCAUAGUCGCUCAUCGCCUCCAGACUGUUAUGGAUGCUGAUAGGAUCAUGGUCUUGGAUGCGGGCCGUGUCGCCGAGUUCGAUGCCCCUUCAACGCUCCUGCGGACGAAAGGUAGCAAGUUCCGCGCCAUGGUGGAUGGAAGUGGAGAAAGUGCUGAACUCCAUGCUAUCGCCGAGAGCAAGCACUAG